Racocetra fulgida is the source of this 374-nucleotide messenger RNA. NCBI's taxonomy places the organism in Eukaryota, Fungi, Glomeromycota, Glomeromycetes, Diversisporales, Gigasporaceae. The record is from the annotation of a GenBank genome assembly.
CGUUUAAGUUUAAAAAAUUUAGAAUCACUAACUAAAAUUCGACAUCACAAUUUAUUUAAUGCACAUAAAGAGUUAUCAUACAGUGCAAAAAACAAAACUGAAGAUGAAUUGGUAGUGAUGAUCCAAGGAUCAUAUCUGUUUGAUGAUGAGAAUUAUAGUGAAGAAAUUGAAAAUGAAAAUAAUGAAAAUAGUGAAUCAGAUGACGAUGAUGAUUUAGUGAUUCCUAAUCAUCAAGUGGUGGUUUUAGUUGUUAACGAUAUUGUAGAUUUGAAUCACCGAAUGUUUAAUCAAGCAGAUAAUCAAUAUACUUCUAACGAAGAAAAUAAUAAUUCAGAUAUUGCUAUGAAUGACGAUCAUGAAUUUAAUUUAGAAGA